AUGCGGCGGGACGAUGCAUUACAGCUCUUAAAAGAAGUAUCGCAAAUCGUUUUCAGUCAUGAACUAGCUGAAGAGGUUCUUGAGGUUCUUGAGUUUCAGCCACUCGCUUUAGCAGCUGCUGCAUUUUACGUCAAUACUGUUGUAAAACAUGGCUCCCCAAACUACACAUGGAAGAAUUAUCUGGAAGUCUGUUCUCAAGGUGACCGUGAAAGUACAGAAAAACGUCUUGCCAUGGAAAGCGAAGCGUACUCCAAGACAAUGACCACCUCUAUAAAAAUGGCACUAAAAACGUUUUCGGACAGAGAGGACGUUCUACGGCAGACAUUCCUCCUCUUUUCGCUAAUUGCUUCAGACCCUCUUCCCAUAGAAGUCGCUGUUGACUUUGUCAGAGCUCGAACCUCAGGCAACACAGACGAGCUAAUCAGAGCGAAGAUUAUAAAAUCCACCUUGAUUACUUGUUUGUACAAUGAAGACAGGUCUUCAGGAUAUUUAAAGGUACCAACCACGGUAUAUAAAAUCCUCAAGGAAACUUCGACUUCUUCUUUUUCGGAAAGAGUUCCCAGCAUAUGUCACGCUAUUAGUGCUUUUCACUCUCUAAUUGAAUCAGAGCGAGGUAAUUUGUUCCAAAGUCCACAAGUCUGUGUCAAACUCCGAAGAGUUACAGCCCACAGUAAAUGCUUACAUAACAUUCUCACCGCUACGUUUCCAGAUAAAUUUACUUGGAAGAAACGACUAACAUCCUUUAUUACUCUGAACACGAUCAUUUUGUGGCUUUCGGGAACAGCUGCUGUUUGUUGUGACCUGAGUAACCCUUCAGACGCAAAUCUGUUUUCUACAUCUGCUUGUGAACUAGCUGUAUAUAGUGACGGCUUGGUGAGGGCAAAAGCACUCACUGUACACGGCAGAGUGUUAAUGAUGUCAUGUAACCAUAAAAUUUCCAAUCAAGUCUUUGAAAGAGCUAUCGAGAUUUACAAAAUAAGUGAUGGAGUAGAACACCCAAAGCUAAGUCAUUGCGCAAGGCACAUUGAAGUGCUAGAAUACUUUGAGAAGGCUCUGGCCAUCAGGAAAAAGACUUUAGGUGAGGAACAUACUGAUGUAGCAGAAAGUCAUAACAACUUGGGGGUUGUUUACAGUCACCUUGCAGAGUACAAUGAAGCCAAAGAACACUACGAGAAAGCACUAUUCAUCUGGAAAAAGAUUUACGGCGAGGAACAUGCUGAUGUAGCGGCAAGUUAUAACAACCUGGGAGUUGUUUACGGUAACCUCGGAAAGUACAGUGAGGCAAAAGAAUACCUCGACAAAGCAUUGAUCAUCAGGAAAAAGAUUAACAAGGAGGAAGAUGCUCAUGUAGCAUCAAGUUAUAAUAACUUGGGAACUGUUUUCAGUCAUCGCGGAAAGUACAGUAAGGCAAAGGAAUUAUACGAGAAAGCACUGUUCAUCUUGAAAAAGAUUUAUUAUGUGGGACAUAAGCUUGUGGCGACAAUUUACCACAACUUAGGAAUUGUUUGCAGUCAACUCGGAGAGUACUUUAAAGCAAAAAAUUAUUUCAAGAAAGCACGGGUCAUUAUGAAAAAGUCUUCCGAUGAGGUACAUUCUACUGAAGCGACGAGUUCCAUCAACCCUGGAAAUAUUGACAAUCGCCUUAGAAGUGUAAUGAAUACAAAGUACUCAAAGAGAAAGCACUGA
Messenger RNA from Pocillopora verrucosa, 1686 nucleotides. The record is from RefSeq and is a predicted model, not a curated record. NCBI's taxonomy places the organism in Eukaryota, Metazoa, Cnidaria, Anthozoa, Scleractinia, Pocilloporidae.